UCAAUAAUCAUCAAACAAGAUCCCAUCACCGAUUUUAACGUGUUAUAUCAUCGUAACUUAUUUUCACCGUUUUCUCCCCUAUUGUGUUUCAUAACUUUCAACACUUUAUUCACGUAAUCUUUAUGAUUAAGCUAUAGUUCUACUUUGUUUUCUUGUUUUGAUAGAUUUCCAUUAGAAAUAUUAGAGUAUUUCCAAAAUGCCUCAAGUUAUAAAAGAGGGUGGUAUACUACAAGAGUUCGAUAAGACGAAAUUAUUAGCUUUCCUUCAAGGAUUAUCAUUUAAUCUCGCAGCCAAAUAUUUGGAACUCGAAGAGAUUGUUGAUAAAAUCGAACAUAGCAUACCUAGUGAAAUUCAAUUAAAUGAGUUGUUCGAACUAGUUGGUGAAAGUUUAGCUGCCAAAGUUAUCUAUCAUCCUGAUUAUUCAUUAAUAGCUGGAAGAGUUAUCGCUUAUAAAUUACACAAACAGAUCAAUAGAAGCUUUAGUGAUAAUAUCAAAUAUUUAAGAAGUCAACAAAGAUACCCUUCAUUAAAACGUCAAAAUCGUGAAUAUUCAUUAAUCGCAAAACCAGUAUACGAUUUCAUAAUUGAAAAUGAAUCAUUUUUAAACUCCUUAGUGGAACCAUCUCGAGAUUAUGAUUUAAGUUAUUUUGGCCUUAAAACUUUAGAAAAAUCAUACUUAUUAAAUGUUAGUGGUCGCGUUUCCGAAACUCCUCAAUUCAUGUUUUUGAGAGUUGCCAUUGGAAUACAUCAAGAUAACCUCGAUAAUAUCGUUGAAACUUAUGAAUUAAUGUCUAAUAAGUAUUUUAUCCAUGCUUCUCCCACAUUAUUUAAUGCUGGUACCGAUUAUAAUUAUUUAUCAUCAUGUUUCCUUUUAGCAAUGGAAGAUGAUUCCAUUGAUGGUAUUUAUAAAACUUUACAUAAAUCAGCAUUGAUUUCAAAGGCUUCAGGUGGUAUUGGUUUACAUGUUCACAAUAUUCGUGCCAGUGGUGCUGUGAUCGGUAGUACCAACGGAACUUCAAGUGGUUUAGUACCUAUGUUGAAAGUGUUCAAUGAUACUGCAAGAUAUGUUGAUCAAGGUGGAAAUAAAAGACCAGGUGCUUUUGCGAUUUAUCUCGAGCCUUGGCAUAGUGAUAUUUUUGAUGUCUUAGAUUUAAGAAAGAAUCACGGUAAAGAAGAAAUGAGAGCCCGUGAUUUAUUUUAUGGAUUAUGGAUACCUGAUUUGUUCAUGAAGAGAGUUAAAGAAGAUUUAGAUUGGUCAUUAUUUUCACCAGAUGAAGCUCCCGGAUUAGCUGAUUGUCAUAGUGAUGAAUUUGUUGAAUUAUACGAAAGUUAUGAAAAGCAAGGCAUAGCUAGGAGAACAAUUAAAGCUCAAAAGUUAUGGCAUGCUAUCUUAGAAUCUCAAACUGAAACUGGUGGUCCGUAUAUGCUAUAUAAGGAUGCUUGUAAUUCUAAAUCAAACCAGAAGAAUUUGGGUACCAUUAAGUCCUCAAAUUUAUGUUGUGAAGUUGUUGAAUAUUCGUCUUCUGAAGAAACUGCAGUAUGUAAUUUAGGUUCACUUGCUUUACCAUCCUUUAUAAGAACUGUCAAUACCGAUGAAGAUGAAGAAGUUUUACAAUAUGAUUUUAAGAAAUUACAUUCUGUUGCUAAAGUCUUAACUAAGAAUCUUAAUAAAAUCAUCGAUCUCACAAAAUACCCAAUUGUAUCUUCAAGAAUUUCGAAUAAGAAACAUAGACCAAUUGCUUUAGGUGUUCAAGGAUUGGCUGAUUUGUUUCUUGAAUUAAGAUUACCAUUUGAGUCCGAGGAUGCUAAGAAGUUAAAUGUUCAAAUAUUUGAAACUAUUUAUCAUGCCGCUCUUGAAGCAUCUAUGGAAUUAGCUAUAAAAGAUGGUCCUUACGAGACAUUUGAAGGUUCUCCAGCUUCACAAGGAUUACUUCAAUUUGAUUUAUGGAACCAUAAACCUUCAAAUUUAUAUUGUGAUUGGGACGUACUCAAACAAAAGAUCAAAGUAAAUGGUCUUCGGAAUUCACUCUUGGUAGCACCAAUGCCUACCGCGUCAACAUCGCAAAUCUUAGGAUUUAAUGAGUGUUUCGAACCAUAUACUUCCAACAUAUAUAAUAGAAGAGUAUUAUCAGGAGAAUUUCAAAUUGUAAAUAAAUACUUACUAAAGGAUUUGAUUGAUUUAGGAAUUUGGAAUUCAGCAAUUAGAAAUAAAAUCAUUGUUGAUAAUGGAUCUAUACAACAUAUCCCUAAUAUUCCCCAAGAUAUAAAAGACUUGUAUAAAACAGUUUGGGAAAUAUCUCAAAAGGUUAUUGUUGAUAUGGCAGCUGAUAGAGGUAAAUUUAUUGAUCAAUCUCAAAGUAUGAAUAUUCAUUUACAAAAUCCAACCUUUGGAAAGUUAACCAGUUGUCACUUUUAUUCAUGGGAAAAAGGAUUAAAAACUGGGAUGUAUUAUUUAAGAACUCAAGCUGCUACUAGAGCUAUCCAAUUUACGGUUGACAGUGAAGAAGUGAAUAAGAUUUCCUUUGAAUCUGUUGAUCUCAAACCUUUACAAAGAAAGAAAUAUCAAGCUGUCUAUGAGGUUGAUUUACCUAAAAUGAAAUUAAGUGAAUUAAACUUCUUACCAGAAAGUAAGAGAUCAAAGCCCAACUAUUAUGCUACUCCAGAUUCAUUAACGAGAUCUCCUAUUUCAUCUCAAGAAAGUAAAGAUAAUUCAAUUGUUGAUGAUUUAGCUUAUAAUAUUUAUGAUUCUACGCCUGUUGCUUGUGAUCUCAAGUCAGAUGAUAGUAUUUGCAACUCCUGUUCGGGUUAAGUACCCCAAUACCCCAAUACCCUCAUUGUAAUUAGCCAUUAAUAUUCAUAAUAAUAUU
Scheffersomyces coipomensis is the source of this 2867-nucleotide messenger RNA. It is a transcript of the gene RNR3, whose product is annotated as Rnr3p. Gene Ontology annotation, molecular function: ATP binding; ribonucleoside-diphosphate reductase activity, thioredoxin disulfide as acceptor. Gene Ontology annotation, cellular component: ribonucleoside-diphosphate reductase complex. Gene Ontology annotation, biological process: deoxyribonucleotide biosynthetic process; DNA replication. Lineage: Eukaryota; Fungi; Ascomycota; Pichiomycetes; Serinales; Debaryomycetaceae. The transcript has a single exon. Bases 197 to 2809 code for a protein of 870 amino acids. The record is from RefSeq and is a predicted model, not a curated record.